This is a messenger RNA of Anopheles bellator, 567 nucleotides long. RefSeq lists its product as uncharacterized. The record is from RefSeq and is a predicted model, not a curated record. NCBI's taxonomy places the organism in Eukaryota, Metazoa, Arthropoda, Insecta, Diptera, Culicidae. The transcript has 3 exons. Bases 1 to 567 code for a protein of 188 amino acids.
AUGCUACACCAAUGUUCCAUUUACGUAAACCGGGCACAGCAUUCAACCGCUAUUACUGCCUGUGUGAUAAUACUGAUAUUUGUGCCGAUUUGCACCGGAUUGCCGCUUUGGAACUUCUUUAACAGAACCGAUGGUUUGGCGGACAUUCCAGAAUCCGGCGUUGUGUCAAGCAAGGUGCUUGACGAUAGUGAUGAUCUAAAACCAUUACUACGAUACGACACCGUAGUUCCGAUACUGCAGGUGAUUUUUACACCUAUUGGUCGUAUGGUGUGGCCCCGCGUUGAGCAAUGGUUCUCCGAAAUCUUUGGCGCUUACCUGGACAGUGCAAAUCGAGCCAUUGAAAAUAUGGCCCAAUUUGCAACGGAUAACAUAUCUUUUCAAAAGGGAGACACAUAUUAUGCCAAAAGCGAUAUGAUUGAUGGACACGGGCAUCAAUCGUUGAUUGUCACGCUACCCUCUGGACGGACGAUUACGGUGCUAACAUUCAAAACGAAAAGUAAAUUCAACGUCUUCGAGGAAUUUCCACAACUGAGCGAAUCACAGAAUGAGGUUAGGAAGUUGGACUGA